AUGCGUGUGCAGAUGAUAUGCCGGGUCCUGUUCCACCUCCGAGCAGAAGCAACAAGACCCAAGGCGCUUGAAGUCGUCAAGAACUUGACCAACAGGCUCAAGUCCUCGUCUGUCAAGCUUCCUGUCGCGUCUCUUCUUGAGGUGUUUUCACAACCCGAGUCGUCGGCAUACGAAAAGAACAUUGCCUUGUUCUUCAUCGAGCUCGGCUGGACAGUUGGAAGCAAAACCGGAUCUUCAUGGGAGGAGAUCAGCUCAAACGUUGGAAAGGAUGAUGUUGAUGUUUUCCGCAACUUUUUGCUGGAUGUUCUCCUGUAUCUCCCUAUGAAAGCGAGCAAAGAGGCGACGGCAAGCGAUUCCACUCCUGUCGUCGAAUGCCCUCCUGGGCUCUCCGAAGGAUCUUUGACUUUCAUCACGAGCAAAAUUCAAUCCAAACAGGAGAAGGAAAAGUACUUGAUGGAUCGCAAGGAGAAGAUAAUUCCGCACGAGAAGAUGCUCUCGCUGGCUGUCGUAGCCACGUGCGGUUCUCACCAUGAUGUGCGAAGAAUGGGUGAGGAGCUACUGCGAGCAAAAUCUCAGAGAUCGAACUUUGAAGAUCCAGAUCUUGUGAAGGACUUGUACAAACUUCUGCUAGGGACGAAGAAGUCUGAUGCAAAGACGAUUGACAGGAAACCUGUGGACGCAAUUUUCAAUGGUUUGUAUGGCCAGGACUCAACAGCAAAGUUGAAGCAGGCUACGAUGCAACUUUGCAUCUGGACGAUGGCAAAAUCAAGAGACGACAUCUUUCAGCCGAUUGUUCCUGUUUUGCUGUCUGGCCUGACAAAGUUUCUGACGAGCGUCGUUGGCACGGAUGCCACAACUGUACAGCUACGAGGAUACACGUAUUCUGCCAUUGGACAGAAGAUGUAUCUAUUGCUGAAAAUCUCUUCCUUGCCCUUUCCACUGAACCUCCGUGUUAACGCAUACAGGAACAUUGACGAGCAGAGGAAAGAUCGCAUAAUGCAACUCCUCAUCCAUACCGCUACCAGCGCCACCCAUCAGGCGCGCUUCUCUGCGGUCUACUGGGCACGCGUUCUCUUCCCAUUCCAUGACGUGAGAGCGCGGCUGAUCUGCUUGAGCGGGGUCGACGACGCGAAGAUCGAGGUGAGGGAAGAAGCCCUCAAGGGAAUUCUUCUGGAAAGGAGCGCAGAGCCGAGCCGAACGGCAGAGUCCCUGAUCUCCAGCAUCCAAGAAGAGCUCCGUGCGGUGAAGGAGCAGCAGCGUUACCCGACUCUCGAAGAAUUCCUUGACUAUCUCUUCGAGGACAAGCCGUUCAAGACACGAGCUGCGGAAAGAUUCAACUCUAUCAUCGAGGUUGCCCUCAGCAGUGCGCUUGGCAGUGACCAACGAGGAGCCGUGGGGGAGGCAGAGAGAGCAAGAGAUUGCUUCAUUGCGCUCAUAGACCUGCUCGCUGCACGGCCAGAUGUAGUUGCGAACAAGUAUGUUGGAAGACUGCCGUGGCUCGAGUCUUUCGUAUUCUGUCAUAAGUCGGAGACUCGUGAACUCGCUUCUUCUCUCUAUGGUGAAUUCGUGGCAAGGUUGAGCCCGUCUGAGGCAGAGCAAGUGAUGAAGAAGAUGCUGACAUGUGCUGGCGAUGAGAAUCCAGUGGACAAGAGGAUGGGAGCUGUUCUCGUGAUCGGAUACGCAUUGGGCAGGGGUGGAGACAAAUUUGUUGAGCAGCUCUCGAAGGACUUUCUGUUUCAAAGUUUGAAAUUUCUCUCCUCUCAUUUGAAAGACACGAACCCGCAGAUGGUCAGUAUUAUCUGUCGAUCCAUGUCCGUGAUCUUCAUGGAGAUCAACCUGGCCAGGCUCAUGGGCACAGAAGGAGAAGAUGUCGACAUGUCUGAGGCUUCAAAAACAGAAGAUGAAAAGUCGAAAGAGUUUUCUAUGAUGCAGAUGAUGCGGACUCUGGGCGAGCUGGCGGCGAGGAAAGAGACGAAGGGGAAUGAAAACGAAGCAGCAGCGAUUGCACUAGGUUGCAUCUGUCUAGCAAGCAGGACGGCAGCGGUCUUGGGUGAGCGAUUGAACUCAGCAUUGCGUGCGAUUAAUACAUUGCUGGAAGAUUGCUGCCGAUCCAGUCUGUACAGCACGACAGACGUCAAACGGUCGGAGGAGUUCCACCUCUGUGUUGGAGAGGCUCUUGCUUGCUGCGGAGGUGGAAGGAAAUUUACUUCGGAGGUCCUUCUCUCUCAGCUCAGGAACCCUCCUGCCUAUCAGGAUGAGAAUGGAGAUGCGGAGAUACAGAUGAAAAGGUGGAAGUCCAGCAACGAAGAGACAGACGUUCAGCUCCUUCAAGACAUCUUGAAGCAUCUCUUUCAGAAGGUUCUCUCCGAUGGAAAGGCGCAUGUCCGCGAAGCAGGAGCUUGUUGGCUGUUGUGUAUAUUGCGAUAUUGUGCAGAUCAUCCAACAGUUCAACAGCACCUCUCGCAAAUCCAACAAUCCUUUACCCUCCUUCUACAGGAGAUCGCGUCGAAGGGACUGGCGCUUUGCUACGACAUGUGUACAGACGACAAAGUCAAGGACGAGCUUGUCUCGACGCUCGCUAAGACUCUGAUGGGAGGGAAGACAGCUCAGAAGCAGACAAACAACUCGACAGACGAUCCGAUUUUUGAGGAGGGACAGAUCAAGAUUGAUGAUAAGGCACUGGGAGAAGGAAGCUUGACUACCUACAAGGAACUUUGUACAGUCGCAAACGAGUUGGGGCAGCCAGAGCUUAUCUACAGGUUCCUCAACCUUUCAGGACAUCAGAAGAUGUGGAACUCCAAGAGAGGAGCUGCUUUUGGCUUCUCCUCCAUAGCAUCCAAGGCAACAGACAGGCUGAAGCCGCACCUUCCAAAGCUGAUCCCCAAACUCUACAGAUACCAGUUUGAUCCCAACGAGAAGAUCCAAGAAGCGAUGACGAACCUCUGGCUGGUCGUUGUUGAGGAUUCUGAGAAGGCCAAGGAAGCGUAUCUACAAGACAUCCUGGCUGAUCUCAUUCCUUCUGUUGGCUCUCGUCUGGCGUCUUGUCUGGCACUUGCGGACAUUCUUGCCAAAAGGAAGUUCGAGCAGAUCGAGACGAAUCUGGUGGAGAUGUACCGCAUGAGCUUGAGGGCCGUGGACGACGUGAAGGAGACGGUGAGGAUAGCAGGAGCGAGCUUCAACCGGUCGGUCUUCGGCCUUGCCUCCCGACUCGCCGAUCCCUCUCAGAGCGGCGAGAGCGUCGCCGGCAAGGUGUUGGGACUGAUCCUUCCGUUCCUACUCAAGGAAGGAAUCUCAAGCUCGGCCAGUGAAGUUCGCGCAUUGAGCAUCUCCCAGCUGGUCAAGUUCACCAAACAUGCUGGAACAAGUUUGCGCCCGUUCAUCCCCGAGCUCUCGCUGGUGCUGCUGGAGAGCUUGUCCUCGCUGGAGCCGCAGAUGAACACAUACUUGCAACUGAAUGCGGAGAAAUUCGACGUGGCUGGAGAGACAGUCGAGCGCGCACGGCUCUCCGCCUCUCGCAACUCUCCCAUGGCAGACACGCUUGACAUGUGCGUGCGGUACAUGAACGGAGAGGCUGCCGAGGAAACGAUCCCGAAGCUCGUCCACGUCAUUCAGCAUGGCGUCGGCCUUCCCACCCGCUGCGGCGUCGCUAAGUUUGUGAGCCAACUCUGUCUCAUCCAGCAGGAGGUCCCAGCGGUUCUCCGGAAGCACUCUAGCAGGUUGCUCAGAGCUCUGUGCUCUGCCUUCUCCGACCGCAGCACGGUAGUUCGGCAGGCCAUGGCAAGUGCCGCAGCGAGGGUGGCAGGCGUGUCGAAAGAGAACAACAUCGAAGAGUUCGUUCUCAACAUGAGGAAGAUGUACGUGGACAAGGGGAUGGACGAUGCCGCGCUGCGAGCGACGAUCGGAGUGGCUCUCAAGGAGCUGGUACUUCAGGCCAGAGACAGUUCGAGCGUUAGCAUGCAGAAAGUGAUUCCGCUGGUGAUCGUGGGGAAGGAGGACGAGGACGAGGCAUCUCGGUCACAAUUCCUGACGAUCUGGGAGGAGAGCGUUGGGUCGUUACACACAGCGUUGAGGAUGUACGGGGAGGAGAUCAUCGAGUUCGUGGAGCUCUGCUUUGCCUCCUCCUCGUGGCUGCUCAGGAAGAUGACGGCCAAGGCCUCCGUCUUCCUUGUGUCCUCCAACCCUCACGCCCAAGUCGCUGACAUCUCCAGGGCACAGAGCGCGAGAAAGCUGCUCCCAAUCCUCGUGCAGAACAUCCAGGCAGCGAGGAUCUGGGACGGGAAAGAGAAUGUGCUGCAUGCCAUUGCUGCUUCGGUCGUAGCCAUCGACUUGUUCGUGGAUAAGCAGGGAGGGGACGGAUCUGAGCUCCAGCUGGAGGGAUGGAGCAAGGAGGGCGAGGGAGCUGGCGAUCUCUCUCGGACGCAUGUUGCCCGUGUCUUGAUCGCGGAGUGCAUGAGAAAGAAGCGAGCAUAUCGGCUGGAGGCUUUGCGAGCUUGCACAAGAAUGCUCACGGCGCUGAAGACCAGCCUGAACAUCUGGCAGGAUGUUCUCACGGCAGUGAAGGAUGUGAUUCUGAACCCGCAGGAGAGAAAGGAGGAGGAGGUGCGGCAGACGGUCUCUGGGGGAAGAAGCGAGGAAGAGGAGCAGCACUACGACGCUAUGAUGGAGACCAAGUCUUACGCAGAGCUGAGGACUUGUGCGCUAGAGACUCUCGUCUCAGCAUGGAUUGUCGACUUUGACCUUGCAAGCGCCAUGCUUCCCGACUUGCUCAGGGCGCUGCAAGACUACAGUCACUCGGUGAUGGUCGAGGAGAAGCAGGCGGCAGUGAGCAUGAUGCGCAGGAUCGCGGAGAAGUUGUCGGAGGAGGAGAGCCUCGGGAUGUGGCAGUCGCUCAGUGGUGCCGUCAUGGACGGUCUCUCCUUCUGCAUUGAGGUCAACGGGCCGCAGCUCCGUGACGUGCAGAUCGCUGCCGUCGCUGCCUGCAACAAGUGGCUCGAGCUAUACUCAAGGUUCGCGGCUAGCAGGAUGGAGGAGGACGGGGACGGCAACCAAAGGGAGGGGCAGACAAAGGCGCUUGCUCGUCUCAUGCACAUCGUGGAGGAGCUUCUCAAGGAUCAGACGGACAUCAACUUCAAGUCUGCACUCAACUCGUUGCACGCCAGCUUGCGGGGCGCGCAGGGAGUUUGA
Guillardia theta CCMP2712 is the source of this 5184-nucleotide messenger RNA. RefSeq lists its product as hypothetical. The record is from RefSeq and is a predicted model, not a curated record. Bases 1 to 5184 code for a protein of 1727 amino acids. Gene Ontology annotation, cellular component: cytoplasm; nucleus. Gene Ontology annotation, molecular function: molecular adaptor activity. Gene Ontology annotation, biological process: proteasome assembly. The transcript is spliced from 35 exons. Lineage: Eukaryota; Cryptophyceae; Pyrenomonadales; Geminigeraceae.